Andrographis paniculata is the source of this 716-nucleotide messenger RNA. RefSeq names its product heavy metal-associated isoprenylated plant protein 21-like. NCBI's taxonomy places the organism in Eukaryota, Viridiplantae, Streptophyta, Magnoliopsida, Lamiales, Acanthaceae. Gene Ontology annotation, molecular function: metal ion binding. The transcript has 3 exons. The record is from RefSeq and is a predicted model, not a curated record. Bases 188 to 649 code for a protein of 153 amino acids.
GAAUAUGUAUUUCCUCUCUCCUCUCUCUCUCUCUACACUUGAGGGUUUUCCAAGGCAGAGGUAACCUCAUAUUAAAGCCUAGCCUUCCAUUAGGGUAUAAAUACAAAGAAGCUGUCUUCCACAAUCAAUUUGGUGCCUCAAAAUUAAUCUAGAGAGAGAGAGAGAGAGAGAGAGAGAGAGAGGGGGCAUGGGAGCAGUGCAGGAGUGUGUGUCAAGCUUGUGCUUGUGCAUGUUCACUACUACCACCACAAAAUCCAAAAGGAGAUCAAUGCAGACUGUGGAGAUCAAAGUGAAAAUGGAUUGCGACGGAUGCGAGAGACGAGUCAAGAACGCCAUCAAGAACCUCAAAGGAGUGAAGAGUAUCGAGGUUAACCGCAAGCAAAGCCAAGUGACCGUGACCGGCUGCAUCGACCCCAACAAGGUAUUGAAGAGCGUGAAGAACACGGGCAAGAGGGCCGAGUUGUGGCCUUAUGUCCCAUACAAUGUUGUCCAAUAUCCUCAGUCUUUCGCUCAAGCGUACGACAAAAGGGCCCCCGCCGGCUACGUCAAGAACGUCCAGCCGCAGCCGCAGGCAGCCACCACGGCCGAGGAAACCAUUACAUAUCUCUUCAGCGACGAAAACACCAAUGCUGCUUGCUCCAUCAUGUAAUGUAAUGUGAUUAACUAGAUUUAUUUUGUAGCACUAAUUAUAAUUUUAUAAGGAUCGGAUCGGAUCA